This is a messenger RNA of Aedes albopictus (Asian tiger mosquito), 2052 nucleotides long. Its product is annotated as tubulin gamma-1 chain. The coding region runs from base 216 to 1580 and encodes 454 amino acids. The record is from RefSeq and is a predicted model, not a curated record. Gene Ontology annotation, molecular function: GTP binding; structural constituent of cytoskeleton. The transcript has 3 exons. Lineage: Eukaryota; Metazoa; Arthropoda; Insecta; Diptera; Culicidae. Gene Ontology annotation, biological process: cytoplasmic microtubule organization; microtubule nucleation; mitotic sister chromatid segregation. Gene Ontology annotation, cellular component: gamma-tubulin complex; microtubule; nucleus.
UUGUCAAAAGCGCGUAACGCAUAAAGGGACGGCAUCAAAAUUUAGCCAUCAAACAACGGCACAAAUUCAAAAAACUUCAAAUUCGCACACAUUUCGGGCGCAAUUUGUUGGAAAAUCCCAAACAUUUGUGUUCUAUUUACCGUUUACUAAAAUUUAUUGAAAGCUUCCUAUAUUGUGUGUGUUGGUCGGUGUAGAAAUCUGAACAUACGGCGGAAAUGCCCAGCGAAAUCAUCACAUUGCAGCUGGGCCAGUGCGGCAACCAGAUUGGGUUCGAGUUUUGGAAGCGGCUCUGUUUGGAGCACGGCAUUUCCCCGUCGGGUGUGCUGCAGGAUUUUGCCACAGAUGGCAUCGACCGGAAGGAUGUGUUUUUCUAUCAGGCGGAUGAUGAUCAUUAUAUUCCUAGGGCGGUGCUGCUGGAUCUGGAACCGCGAGUUAUUCAUACAAUUAUGACGUCGCCGUACGCAAAGUUAUACAAUCCGGAGAACGUUUACCUGUCAAAGGAUGGCGGAGGCGCCGGAAACAAUUGGGCUUCCGGGUUUAGCCAAGGUGAGAAGCUGCACGAGGAGGUGUUCGAUAUCAUCGAUCGGGAGGCCGAUGGCAGUGACAGCUUGGAGGGAUUUGUUCUGUGUCAUUCGAUUGCCGGAGGAACCGGAUCCGGCAUGGGUUCGUAUAUAAUGGAGAGACUGUCGGAUCAUUUUCCGAAGAAGCUGGUACAAACGUACAGUGUUUUUCCGAAUCAGGAUGAGAUUAGCGAUGUGGUGGUUCAGCCUUACAACAGUUUGCUAACGCUGAAGAGAUUAACGAGUUGCGCGGAUUGUGUGGUCGUUUUGGACAAUACUGCGCUGAACAGGAUUGCAACCGAUAGGCUUCACCUGGAGAAUCCUAGUUUUACUCAGAUCAAUACUCUAGUCUCGACGAUCAUGUCCGUUAGCACAACAACCCUUCGGUAUCCUUCCUAUAUGAAUAACAACCUGAUCGAGUUGAUAGCUCCUCUGAUUCCGACAUCUCAGCUGCAUUUCCUCAUGACCGGUUACACCCCACUGGCCACCGAUACGGAUACGGUCAGCGUACAAAAAACCACAGUUCUUGACGUGAUGCGACGUCUGCUCCAGCCAAAGAACAUGAUGGUGUCCACCGGCCCGGACAAGACUAAUCACCAUCGGUACAUAUCGAUCCUGAACAUCAUUCAGGGUGAGGUAAAUCCUACCCAGGUACACAAAUCGAUCCAGCGCAUCCGGGAGCGUAAACUGGCCCAAUUCAUCAACUGGGGCCCGGCCAGCAUUCAGGUGGCCUUAUCGCGAUCCAGCCCAUACGUUCAAAGCACCCAUCGAGUGUCCGGUCUGAUGUUGGCCAAUCACACCAGCAUCUGUUCGUUGUUCGAGCGGGCACUCAGCCAGUAUGACAAACUCUGCAAGCGGGGCGCCUUCCUGGAUCAGUUCAAGCGGGAGGACAAAUUCAAGGACGAUCUGAGCGAGUUCGACGAAAGCCGAGACGUUGUGGAUGCGCUUGUUCAGGAAUACGAAGCAGCCACCCAGGCGAACUAUCUCAGCUGGCAUGCGAAGAAAGCCACCGGCGAGUAAAGUAGUGUGGAGCGUUUGACCGAGUUUCAGUCUCAGCUUCCUCCUCAGAUGCGUGUGUUUUUAUCCCGCAUGAAACAAUCUCCUCAAAGCGCCCGGUUUUGUUACGCUUAUAUCGAUAACCAAGGAAGGCUUGCGAUUUUGCCUUCGAAGUUUUGAACUAAUUCCCUAUUACUCUGCUAGUAUGUUACGAACAAGCGCACCAAGCGAUCUUAGUAUCAUUCCCCUUCUUCCAGUGACUAAGAAUCUUGCCGCACGGGAAUCUCCAGUGAAUCGUUAAAAACCCACUCUCCUAUGAACAUUACCUAAAAUGUACAUUAAUUGUAAAAUGUGAAGCUAACAAAAAUGCGUGGUGAAUGUAGUGCGCGCUCUCUACGUUCCGGAGAAAUAAUUAUUCGUAUACAAUUAGGUGUAUCGAUGUAACCGUUAAAAGAUGCACGUGCAUGUUGCCAAUAAAACUGUGUUACAAUGAUUA